AGUUCGCGUGAUAACAAAUCCCAAUACAGUUAUGUUUUCUGGCGAUCUAGGUACCUUUGCUAUUUCUUGUCAUUUCUGCGGAUUAAUAUUUGUAUGAGGUUUCCUUAUUUUACCAAAUAAUUGUUGGUUUUCUUUAUUACUAUCAAUAAUUAAAUUUUAAAAGAAGCUGUAUGAGCCUUUCUACGAAUUGGUCUACAAAUAUUUCACCAUUUUCAUCACCAAACAAAAAUAUGGUUUUCCAAUACGAUCAACAUGCCACAAGUGUUGCUGCAAAAAUGCUAAAAUUCUAUGAAAGAAAAGAACUCUCCGAUAUUGUCCUCAUAGCUGGUGCUCAGGAUAGCAUUAAAAUUCAAGCUCACAAAAUUGUUUUGUCAUCGUUGAGUGAGUAUUUUUUCGAACAAUUUAAUAGCAAAGCCGCAACUUCGAACGUUAAAGAAAUUAAAUUCAAAGAAAUCGAAGCUCCAACACUAAAAUUAAUAAUAGAUUACAUAUAUUUCGGCUUGAUCAAUUUGAAUUUCGAUGGAAUUGAGCCAAUUUUACGCGGUGCGUUGUUGUUAAAGAUUCCGAGCUUAGUCAAAGGGUGCUGUGAUUUUUUAGAAACAAAUUUCAACGUUUACAAUAUUUUGCAUUGGUUGCAUUUGGCCAACCAACUCAAAUUAACUGAACUUUAUGAAAAAUCUUUAGGCUUUGCUUAUAGCCACUUUGAGGGAGUAACUAACCAACCUAAGUUUUUGCUACUCAACGAAAUUGAUUUGAAGGAAUUACUUUUUGAAAAAAAUCCUUCUGACGAUUUGGAGGAGCAAGUAUUCGUUAGUUUGGUGGCUUGGAUAAAAUACGAAAAGGAUAAAAGAAAACAUUUAAUAUUUCGACUGCUUUCAAUGAUUCGCUAUCAACUUCUUAGACCAAAACUUAUCUUUCAAAAUAGAAAGUCGCUUUGUACAACUGUUGAGAGCUGCGAAUUGAUUUUUCGUUGGCUUGAAUACCAUUUAUGGCCAGAAUCUCUGACAAAUGAAGAGCAAAAUCUAUAUUUAGAAUCUAAAUUUAGCAAUGAAGUGGAAUUAGGAAUUAGACCCGAUGAAUUUUCUGUUAUUUUAUUGUAUCCUUCUUGUGAAGCUAAGAUCCGAACCUAUAAUCAAACAUCAAUGACCUGGAGUUUAGGAAACCGACCAAUUCCAUUUCCAACAAACAGAUACGGCCAUACUACUAUUGUAAUUGAUGAAAAGUUAUAUGUAGUUGGAGGAUCAAUAGAUUCUUUGAUAAGUUCAAACAUCGUUGAGUGCUUAGAUUUGAAAACAUUCAAAUGGACUAAAUUGCCACCAAUGCGAGUUGCUAGAUGCGAUAGUCAGUUGGCAAAUUUAAAUGGACAUUUAUGCAUCUUUGGCGGUUUUCGGGAUUGCUAUAACUAUAAAAGAGACUUUAUUCAGUCUGUGGAAAUUUUUAAUUUCUCAACGAAGAAAUGGAAUGAUAUAGAACCGAUUUUUCCACCAAGACAAGACAAUCGCAUUACUGGCCGUAAUGGCAUUUUGUAUAUAUUUAAUUAUGAGGGUGGCUUUGUGGAAAGUUAUAAUGUUUUCACCAAUCAAUGGUCCGUACAACAUAUUUUACCAAUACGUGAAAAAAAAGAGAGUAUUGGAGAUUUCCGAGUUGUGGCAGUUGGUAAUUUUUUGUAUAGUAUACUUGGUGGGGAGUUUGGACAAGGAUAUUAUUGGACUACUAAUAGAAAUCUUUUUAUUAAACGUUUGGAUUUAACGAACGGCACCUGGAAUUACGUUGGUCUCGGAGAACAAAAGGGGCGACUUGGAAAAAUGUUAUCAGUUGUUGGAAAUAAAAUUAUGUUUGUGAACGGAAACAAUUUUAUCGCAGAAUAUGAUCAUAAAACUCAGCAUUUCAAUAAUAUUCCCACAUCUACAGAAUAUGACUACAAUGCAUAUGUUUGCCCUUCGCGGUAUUAAUAUUAUUGUAAAUUGUUAUUUUGCAUUACUACAAAAUAUGUUAUAUAAAAAUGUAGUUAUUUGUAAACUACCAUUAUGUUCUUAUAAUUUUAAUAUAAAAAUGAAAUUAAUUGAUGAAAUUUUUAUCUUUUUCUAAAAAAAUACAAAGUCAAUUUUGAUUCUGUAAAUAGUUGAAUUAUGAAAAAUAAAUGUCUCCCAUUGUUGACAAACAUA
Episyrphus balteatus (marmalade hoverfly) is the source of this 2165-nucleotide messenger RNA. RefSeq names its product kelch-like protein 5. The coding region runs from base 171 to 1952 and encodes 593 amino acids. Gene Ontology annotation, molecular function: protein binding. The transcript is spliced from 2 exons. Lineage: Eukaryota; Metazoa; Arthropoda; Insecta; Diptera; Syrphidae. The record is from RefSeq and is a predicted model, not a curated record.